Molecule: messenger RNA, 2827 nt
Organism: Anas platyrhynchos (mallard)
Lineage: Eukaryota; Metazoa; Chordata; Aves; Anseriformes; Anatidae
Gene: CLEC3A
Product: C-type lectin domain family 3 member A
Biological process (GO): ossification
Source: RefSeq, a predicted model, not a curated record
CAUUGCAUGAAUCAGAAAGUAGCAUUAUGCAAAUGUUUAUUAACAAAUGAUAGUUGAUCGUAUCUUAUAUUUGCCUUUAAAAUACUUUCGUGUCAGUAAAACCAAGAAUAAUGUGCUGGAAUGAUUUAUAGAAAUAGAGCUGUAUAGCAGGUAUAAAUACCUUGCUCGGUUAUGCCUGUUCAUUUCUGUUGAUAUUAUUUAGGGCUCACAGGUACAGCUGAGGGAGGACUCUGGCCAAUCAUUCCUAGUUACACAGUUAUAUUGGCUAAGAUCAGAAAUUCGUGUACACAUGAUGGAAAAGAACAGAAUAAAAUAUUAAAGCUUUGAGGGUAUUGUUCAAAUUUUUGUCCAUUUCCUAAUUUUAACAGAACGCCUGUGUAAUAUUUGUGGGAUAUUACUUUACUUGUGUGAGAAGUAUGGCGAAAUGGCAAGUCAAACUAAUAAAAAGGAAUUAGCAGAAAAAGAAUAAAUUCCCAGAGCAAAGCUUACAAAGCAAAUACAAAACCAUUGACCAGUGUUUGGAAAAGUCUGUGUACUUAAUUUAAAGGCUUAUUUCUAAUAAAAGUGUAUGAUGGAGGUUACACUAAUGGCAAAUAUUUAAACUUCUAGUCAGUGGGAAAAAAAAUACAGCUUUGACAAAGUCAUUUUACAACAUGAUUAUGCUGCUUUGGAGCUAUAAAGUUAUAUAUAUUUAUUUCUCCCUUUGGAUCUCUUUAGUUUUUUGCUUGAUGUCCUAAGGAAAUGCUGCUUAUAGAUUAGUGUUGCCAGCACAUUUGUCUGUCAGCUUUCCCCUAAUAACUUUUGCAUUUGAACUAAUUUAGCAGAAUAAUGGAGGUACUAAAGAUAAGUUGCCUGAUACUGUGAAAUUCAGAAUGUGGGUGCAAAAAAAAAUCUGUGUUGUGUGCCACUAUGAAAAGGUUGUACCAGCUGCAUGCAUUCAGCUGUUCUGCUUUUUGCCUCUUUCAAAGCAGACAGGGAACAUGGAGAUGUCACUACGAACUGGAAAUGGGAAUUGUGGGGAGGAGCAAGCAUGGACUGGGAGUUCUGCCCUAGGGAGCCAGGGAGUCACGAAGGACAGCCAAGGUCCCUCCCUCUGACUGGAGGGAAUGUGCAGGAGGGACAAGCUUUCUGGGGUGCAGCUGGAGGAUUAGAAAAAGAUGACCUAAAGACUCAGAUUGACAAAUUGUGGCGAGAAGUAAAUGCUCUCAAAGAAAUGCAAGCACUUCAAACAGUCUGUCUUCGUGGGACAAAGGCCCAUAAGAAGUGCUACCUCAUAUCAGAAGGCACCAAGCAUUUUCAUGAAGCCAAUGAAGACUGCAUAGCCAAGGGAGGGACUCUGGCUAUCCCAAGGAAUAGCGAUGAAACAAAUACUCUUCGAGACUAUGGCAAGAAAAGCAUGCCUAGAGUGUCUGAGUUUUGGCUGGGUGUCAAUGACAUGGUAAACGAAGGGAAGUUUGUUGAUGUCAAUGGCAUGGCUCUACAGUACUUCAACUGGGAUCGUGCCCAACCAAAUGGGGGGAAGCGUGAAAAUUGUGUCUUUUUUUCAUCACAAGGCAAGUGGGUGGAUGAAGUCUGCCGUACUGCCAAAAGAUAUAUCUGUGAAUUUUUGAUCCCAUAAUUUCAUACACAAAUGACCAUGACCAUGUUUUGGGUUAUUAACAAGCAGUUUUGCUUGUUAGUAGCCCCUCCCACUUAGACAGUGGUGAAUUAAAAGUAUCUGUCUCCUGCCUUGUAGUCACUCUUUCCUGAAACAGAGUUUUCCUUUAUUAAUUUAUUUUCUAUUCAGAUGCUUAAAAUGUUAUAUUUAGUGAGUGCUCUCAUCAUGUACAGGAAUAUAUAUUAUGUUUUGAUCUAUACUGCAUCAUCUUUUGCCAUGUUAUUUCAGCCUGAUGUUCGGGUUGCUGGAACUCAGCUGUUUCUGAAUUCUGUAUCUCCAUGUAGGAAGGUAUUUGCUUUGUCUCAGAUCUCUAAUGAACUUAUUGGAAAUUUACAGAAGCUUGCCUCAUGGGGCCAUGUGCUAAUAGAAGAUGUAGGGGUCAUCUUAGCCCCAGAGUGUAAGGAGGACUCUGGUGUAAUGUAAGCUUCUGUGAAAAAUGGCCAUCAUCCCUAUGGAGUUUAACAGGAAAAAUCUGUGACCAAGUUUUACCUUGGGCUAAAAAGCUAAAUGUAAUGAAAAUCUGAUGUUAGUUUUUAAACUACAUGGAGUAAAAAGUGAUACACUGCUAGAAAAUGGGGAAAUAGCUGUUCUAAACAUCAGUUACUCUAAAUAUGUUUGCUUUUAAAUGUCUCAAUUAUGGCUAAAUAUUAAAUGUUAUUUAGAAGAUUCCCAUAGAAGAAAGCAAUCUGGGACUAGAUCAUACCUCUAGGAUGGUUAGAUGUGCAAAAUGUUAAAUGUUAGAUGUCCUUAGUUAGAUGUGCAAAAGCCUCUCCUGCAGGAUCAGAAGGAGGCUUUAUAAUUCAGACAGUAACACUGUGUGAAUGCAUGAACAGAGGGGAGAGUACCCCUCUCUCCACAUUGCAGGUAGCAUGCCUGACUGGCACAAAGGAAUGGGGCCAAACCAUCACUCAUUUGGCCACACGUAAAUUCUUCAGUUUAACAGCCAAUGUUUGAAAAUGAAGUAAAAUGUGCUGGUUGUUCUUUUGCUGUCUUAACAUCACAAUAUAGAUUUGCCUUCAUGUUACAAACUGCAGUUUCUCUGUUGUGUAAGGGAAUUUCAGUUAAUGAUUUAAAUAUAUUGUUGCUUGAAGGCUAUUUUCUACUUUUUCUCUUUUAAUUGUGCAGAUUUUCUUAAUUUGUGCAAUAAAUGUGCAAUUACUGGUAUUUAAA